AUGUCUAAGAAGGGGGAACAGGAAGCAGAGAGAGCAGAUGGGAGAUCCAAACCAAAAUCAGAGAUCCAAACCAAAAAUAAAAAAUCAGAGAUCCAUUUUGACAUUCACCUGCAAAGAAACAAAACCAAAAACCAAAUCAAAAACCAAAAAACGCAGAAAAGGGUUUCCGCCAUUGCAGCCGCCGUCGUGGGCUGUCUCGCCGCACCGUCGCGGGCUCCCGCCGCACCGUCGCGGGCUCCCGCCGCACCGUCGUGGGCUCUCGCCGCACCGUCGCGAGCUCCCUCGCCGCGCCGUCGAGAUCUCUCAAGCCUCGCCGCGCUAUCGGAGCUCUCUCGCCUCGCUGCACCGUCUCGUCUCGUCACCGUCACUGUCUCGUCUCGUCAGAUCUCGUCUCGUCUCGCCUCGCCGCACCGUCGCCGCACCGUCACCGCACCGUCCUGGGGAUGCAGAGGCAGAAGUCAUCUGGUGAGAGAAUGA
This is a messenger RNA of Vigna umbellata (rice bean), 477 nucleotides long. The record is from RefSeq and is a predicted model, not a curated record. NCBI's taxonomy places the organism in Eukaryota, Viridiplantae, Streptophyta, Magnoliopsida, Fabales, Fabaceae.